This is a messenger RNA of Prinia subflava (tawny-flanked prinia), 1665 nucleotides long. It is a transcript of the gene EMID1, whose product is annotated as EMI domain containing 1. The coding region runs from base 83 to 1513 and encodes 476 amino acids. The transcript has 15 exons. The record is from RefSeq and is a predicted model, not a curated record. Gene Ontology annotation, molecular function: protein binding. Lineage: Eukaryota; Metazoa; Chordata; Aves; Passeriformes; Cisticolidae.
CUUCCUCCUCCCCUCCCCCGCCGCCCGCUCGGUGCCGGUGCCGGUGCCGGUGGCCGGGCAGCGCCGAGCCCCGCGGAGCGGCAUGGCCGGGGGCCGGGGGUGCUGCGGCCGCCCGGCCCUGCCCGCAGCGCUGCCCGCAGCCCUGGGGCUCUGCCUGCCCCUCUGCCUGCUGCUGCCGCUGCCCGCCGCCGCCUGGAGCCCGGCCCUGCUGCCGCCCGCCGCCCGCAGCAACUGGUGCUCCUACACGGUGACACGGACGGUGUCGUGCCACAUCCAGAACGGGACCUUCCUCCAGAGGGUCUUCCAGGGCUGCCGCUGGCCCCUGGCCUGCAGCGGGGGCAGCUACCGCGCCGUGGUGCGGCCCCUCUACAGGGUGACCUACAGGACAGUGACGGCGCUGGAAUGGCGCUGCUGCCCCGGACACGCUGGGGCCAACUGCCAGGAAGGAGGCGAUGCCCCACAGGGGGGUCCCCCGGUGCUGACCCCCCUUUCCUCGGCAGAGGCUCACACCCUCCUCACCCUGCGGGACACCGGGCGUCCCAGCGCAGCCCCGCGCCGGCCCCCCCUGCACCCCACGGCCUUCUCAGGGUGCCUGAACUGCAGCCGUGUCGGGGAGCUGACAGCCCGGCUCGCCACCCUCGAGGCGCAGGUGGCCCGGCUGGCGGUGGCCGAGCCCCCGUCCCCAGCAGCACCCAAAGGCAGCGCCCCGGGCAGGGCGCCCGAGGCCGGGCAGCUCUGGGGGUCCCCGGCGGCCCGCGGGAGCCCCGGGGAUGACGGGAGACCCGGCUGGAGGGGACCCCCCGGCCCCAAGGGUGACGCGGGAGGACGGGGACCCUCGGGAAUUCCUGGAGUGAAGGGUCCGGUGGGGCCGCCAGGUCCCCCCGGCCCCCCAGGACCACCCGGCCGCGAUGGAGCCACGGGGCUCCCUGGGGAGAAGGGGCUACCCGGGCCCCCCGGCCCCCCGGGCCCCCCUGCCCCUGUGGGGCCAGCGAUUCCUCGACUGGCCGAGCCCAGGGACCCCGUCCUCUCCAACACCUUCACCGAAGCCACCAGGAGCAUCGUGGGUCCCAUGGGACCCCCUGGACCCGUGGGGCCGAUGGGUCCUCCCGGGCCCCCAGGCCCCAUUGGUCCCCCAGGGCCCCCAGGACCCGAUGGCAGAGCAGGAGCACCCGGGGCUGCCGGGCCCCCCGGGGACAAGGGGGACAGGGGUCCCCAGGGCCCCCCGGGCGGCCGCGGGCAGGACGGGGUGCAGGGCGAGCCGGGCCCCCGGGGCGAGCCGGGCGACAGGGGCACUUGGGCCAGUAGCUUCCAAACCCUCCUGCGGCAGCAGGCCCGGCUGGAGGUCCUGGCUAGAAGGGUCACCUUGCUGGAAGCCAUCAUCUGGCCAGAGCCAGAGCCCGGCUCGGGCAGCGACGCCCCCGGCACGGCGGCCCCCGCGGUGCCCCGCGGCAGGCGGGCCCCGUCCCCGUACCGCAUCGUCAGCGCGCCCCGCCGGGGCCCCCCCGGGCCGUGACAGCGGCGGGGCUCACCCCGGUCCCCCCGCCGUGCCGCCCUGGAGAGCGGGACGGGCUCACCCCGGUCCCCCCGCCGUGCCGCCCUGGGGAGCGGGACGGGCUCUCCCCGGUCCCCCCGCCGUGCCGCCCUGGAGAGCGGGACGGGCUCACC